Messenger RNA from Venturia canescens, 2123 nucleotides. It is a transcript of the gene BBS4, whose product is annotated as Bardet-Biedl syndrome 4. Gene Ontology annotation, cellular component: ciliary basal body. Gene Ontology annotation, molecular function: protein binding. Gene Ontology annotation, biological process: cilium assembly; protein localization to cilium. The transcript has 10 exons. NCBI's taxonomy places the organism in Eukaryota, Metazoa, Arthropoda, Insecta, Hymenoptera, Ichneumonidae. The record is from RefSeq and is a predicted model, not a curated record. Bases 673 to 2019 code for a protein of 448 amino acids.
AUUAUACCAGAAAUAUACGUCACACCCAUACAUUGCCUAUACACACAACCCUUAUCGUACCGGGUAACGCGAAAAACUAGAGCGGAAACCCGUGGUAGGAAAAAAACAUCAUUGAAUCGUGAAAUAAUGAAAUUUUAUCAAUCAACUUCUGAACUAUGCUUAUUCAAUUAUAUAAUUGAUUGCGAGAGCGGGAAAAAAUAACAAUAUCACUACCUGAAGAAUUAAGCUCUAAGCGAAAAAAAAAUCAAAGAUAAUGACAAGCGAAACGUAUUAACGUCGCCCGUAUUCGCGUCUGAUAUUUCUAAUACGCGUGUACAUAUAAUUCAAGCGAAAUAAGACGAGACGAUUCAAUCCGUGGGAAAUUAAUUUCAUGAUAAAAAAAUGUUUAAUCGGUAUUUGAUGUGAAAGGAGCUUAAAUAAGGUUAUCCCAUGACUCAUCGUACGCAGUUGUAACCUUAGCAACUGAUGUAAAACACGAAAAGCAGAAAAUGCAUGAUAUCGAUACGAAAUUUAGUCCAUCAGAAUGGUCGAUAGAAUGUAGUAAGAAAUAUCGAGAACUAUAAGAGGAGGCGAAAAAGCUUUUCCGUGACUUUUAUUGCAAAAAGUAACUUACAAUACACACAACCUUGUAUAUACAAGAGGUUAAGAAUUUGUUACAGUGUCGUUGAACACAUGGCUAACAAUGCGCUUAGCAACGGACGAGUGCCUCAGCAAUCUGAGCAACGUUUUAGAAACGACAGAAUUUCGGACAGAUCAAAGAAAGCACCAGACAUACCGGCUGUCGAGAAUCGAAACUGGUUGCUUCACAAAUAUUACACGCGACACGAGUACAGAAUUUGCAAAACUCUUAUUGAGGAAGAGCUCGUCAAGUCCAACGGUCACAACGAGUACGCCAAUUAUCUAAAGGGUCUGAUCCUACGACGCGAAGGUAGAAUUCAAGAUUCCUUGGACUCGUUCCAAAACAGUUACGGCGUGAAUUCCACGAACGUCAACAAUGUCCGACAAAUAGCCAAGAGUUUAUUUCUUUUGGGAAGUCACAAACGUGCUGUCGAGGCUUACAUCGAGGCAGGAAAGAUGUCGGACUUCCCAGACUGGGAAAUACACUGCAACCUCGGAGAAUGUUACAUAAAAUUAUGCGAAAGUGAGAACGCCGAAAGGGAAUUGAAGAAAGCGAUCGAGUUGACAAAAAACGAAUCACCCUAUCUGGCACUGGCGAGACUUUAUGUUUCGAAAGAUCGGAUCGAUGAAGCCAUCGAAAUAUACAACGCAGCUCUGAGCGCCUCGGGGGAAAACGAAGAAGCGUCGACUGAAUUGGGUCUUUUGUAUCUAAAGAUUGGUGAUCAUCAACGUGCUUUUCAGGAAUUUGGAACCGUUCUAGCGAAUUCGCCGACAAACACGAAGGCCAUUCUCCCAAUGGCUUUCAUUAUGCAGACUCAUCGAGAGCACGACGUCGCACUCUCCAAGUACAAGAUCGCCGCGCAGUUUAUGCCCGAAUCGCCUUAUCUUUGGAAUAACAUUGGCAUGUGCUUUUUUGGCAAACAAAAAUACGUCGCGGCCAUUAGCUGCCUCAAAAGGGCUCACUACUUGAAUCCACUAAGCUUGAUGCCAGCCUGCAAUUUGGGCAGGGUCCUGCUGACCACCGGCCAACCGGCAUCCGCAGCGAUCUAUUUAAGCGCAGCCAUCUCUUCGGAGCCGAGCAAUCCCAUGCCGUACCUCUUGUUCGGCUUGGCGCUCAAGCGUUUGGACGAUUUGGACGGAGCGGAAAAAAUAUUGGCGAAAGCACAUUCGCUCGCGCCUCAGGAUCCUCACGUCCUUAUCAAUUAUGCGGUCAUCCUCGAGGCUGUAGGUCAACGAAUACGUGCGGCGGAAAUUUUGGUCGCCCUUAACGACAUCGCGACAGUAAUAGAGGUCGAAGCUCAGAUAGUUCAAACUGCGAGGGACCUUGCUGCCAAGUUGGGAGGACAACGAGACAAGACGAAUGUCGAAUUACCAAGGACCCUUGUCGAGGACGAAGUGUGACGUGGUUAUUGCGAGAUUCUGAAAAUAAUUAUUGGCCUGGUGUUUAAUUGUCUGGAUUUUCUGAAGAUCUGUAAAACAAAAAUUUGAAAAAAAAAAGAAAAAAU